This is a messenger RNA of Centruroides sculpturatus (bark scorpion), 498 nucleotides long. RefSeq names its product craniofacial development protein 2-like. NCBI's taxonomy places the organism in Eukaryota, Metazoa, Arthropoda, Arachnida, Scorpiones, Buthidae. Bases 1 to 498 code for a protein of 165 amino acids. The transcript has a single exon. The record is from RefSeq and is a predicted model, not a curated record.
AUGAGAACCGCUACCACUAAAAGAAUUAGUUAUAGGGGCAAGGUCGAGCCCCCUGCGAACUGUGCCUCUAAUGUAUGCUACAGGGAAGAGGAGUCAUGUCCUGAGAAUAGUAAGUUUGACUCUAAUAUUAGAGAAUAUGAAGAGACCAUCUUAACCCCACUUGGGAGGAUGAUAUCAGAAGUUCCCAAACUGAAGACCAGGAAUGUACUACUUAACAUAGGAACUUGGAAUGUUAGAACACUGUAUGAACUAGGAAAACUUGAUAAUCUCAUUCAAGAAAUAAAGUCAAUGAGGCUAGAUGUUGUAGGUAUUUGCAAAACAAGAUGGACAGGUUCAGGAAUGCUUUACAAGAAUGAAUAUACAAUAAUGUACUCAGGAGCAGAGGCACAUGUAAAUGGAGUAGACAUCAUAAUGAAGAAUAGUAUAGCAAGAUCAAUAAAUGGCUUCACUGUAGUCAAUGAGAGAAUCAUUGCAGUAAAGAUAGCUGCUCAACCUUAA